This is a messenger RNA of Knipowitschia caucasica, 1938 nucleotides long. NCBI's taxonomy places the organism in Eukaryota, Metazoa, Chordata, Actinopteri, Gobiiformes, Gobiidae. The record is from the annotation of a GenBank genome assembly.
AUGCCCUCGCGUGUGUGGGACUAUGAGGUGCUCUUCACCAUCGGCUCAGGCUCCUAUGGCCGCUGCCAGAAGAUCCGGAGGAAAUCCGACGGCAAAGUGCUGGUGUGGAAGGAGCUGGACUAUGGCACUAUGGGAGACAGUGAGAAGCAGAUGCUGGUGUCCGAGGUGAACCUCCUGCGGGAGCUCAGACAUCCAAACAUCGUGCGUUACUAUGACCGCAUCAUCGAGCGCUCCAGCAGCACGCUCUACAUCGUCAUGGAGCACUGUGAGGGAGGAGACCUGGCCACCCUCAUCAGCCAGAGCAUCAAGGACAGGCGGUACCUGGAGGAGUCGUUUGUGGUCCGGGUCCUGGUCCAGCUCACCCUGGCCCUGCAGGAGUGCCACAGACGCAGUGACAGUCGGGCCACAGUUCUGCACAGAGACCUGAAACCUGCAAACAUCUUUCUGGACAGAAAACAAAACGUGAAACUCGGAGACUUUGGCCUCGCACGCAUCCUCAACCACGACACCAGCUUCGCCAAGACCUUUGUGGGGACGCCAUACUACAUGUCCCCUGAGCAGAUGAACCGUAUGUCGUACAAUGAGAAGUCGGACAUCUGGUCCCUGGGCUGCCUGCUGUACGAGCUGUGUGCGCUCUCACCUCCGUUCACCGCCUUCAACCAGAACGAUCUGGCAGAGAAGAUCCGCGAGGGACGCUUCAGGAGGAUCCCCUACAGAUACUCAGAGGAACUCAACUCUCUCAUCUGCAACAUGCUCCAGCUCAAGGACUAUCUGCGUCCCUCUGUGGAGUCCAUCCUUCAGAGCAGCCUGCUGUCGAAAGCAUUGUCUGAGGAGCAGAGGAAGGACCAGGAGAAGACCAGGGAGAGGAACCAGGAGAAGACCAGGGAGAGGGACCAGGAGAAGACCAGGGAGAGGGACCAGGAGAAGACCAGGGAGAGGGACCAGGAGAAGACCAGGGAGAGGGACCAGGAGAAGACCAGGGAGAGGGACCAGGAGAAGACCAGGGAGAGGGACCAGGAGAAGACCAGGGAGAGGGACCAGGAGAAGACCAGGGAGAGGGACCAGGAGAAGACCAGGGAGAGGGACCAGGAGAAGACCAGGGAGAGGGACCAGGAGAAGGCCAGGGAGAGGGACCAGGAGAAGACUAGGGAGCGGAACCAGGAGAAGACCAGGGAGAGGAACCAGGAGAAGACCAGGGAGCGGGACCAGGAAAAGACCAGGGAGAGGGACCAUGAGGAGACCAGGGAGAGGGACCAGGAGAAGGCCAGGGAGAGGGACCAGGAGGAGACUAGGGAGAGGGACCAGGAGAAGGCCAGGGAGAGGGUCCAGGAGAAGACCAGAGAGAGGGACCAGGAGAAGACCAGGGAGAGGGACCAGGCGAAGACUAGGGAGAGGGGCCAGGAGGAGACUAGGGAGAGGGACCAGGAGAAGACCAGAGAGAGGGACCAGGAGAAGGCCAGGGAGAGGGACCAGGAGAAGGCCAGGAAGAGGGGCCAGGAGAAGGCCAGGGAAAGGGACCAGGAGAAGACCCCCACAGCCAGCAAGUUUGAGCUCCGGCUGAGGGAGCAGGCUGUGAAGGAGCAGGAGAGGGCCCUGAAGGAGAGAGAGGAGCGUCUGGAGAGGCGAGAGCAGGAGCUGUGUGUGCGCGAGCGGUUUUGCGACCACAAACUGGAACGAGCGGAGUCUUUGCUGAGGACCUACAGCUGCCUGCACCAGCUGCGAGAGCUCUCUCCUCUGUGUCCUCAGAACACAGAUCUGACGGACACUUCGCCGAGUAAGAAGAAAGUGCAUUUCGCUGCAGAGAGUAAGGAGAACAUGAGGCCACACGAGCUGCUGAGGCGGAGGCCCCAGACCAGGACCCAGACCCAGACCCACACCCUGAGUGACAUGGACCAAGUCUUCCAGGGCAAGAUCAGGCCCCUCCUUGGCCUGCGAUGA